AAAACACUCAAAACUUUUUCCUCUUGAGUUUCCCAUUUUCUCUUCUAAUAUAUCCUUUUUAAUACAUGGAUGUUUUAAAGUUACUCAGGUUUUCUGUUUUGCUUUGUUUCCUUUGUCAAAUAAGCAAAAACAAUGAAGUUUAUGCCUCGCACAUGGUUUAUCCAGAGCUUCAGUCUAUUAGUGCAGUUACGGUCAAACAAAUUCACAGAACUGGGUUUCAUUUCCGACCUAAAAGGCAUUGGAUUAACGACCCAAAUGCACCCUUGUACUUCAAUGGGAUAUAUCAUCUAUUCUAUCAGUACAAUCCCAAAGGUUCGGUGUGGGGCAACAUUGUGUGGGCUCAUUCAGUAUCAAAGGACAUGAUUAACUGGAAAGCGCUUGAUCACGCCAUGUACCCUUCAAAACCGUUUGACAUAAACGGAGUUUGGUCUGGAUCCGCCACUGUCCUCCCGGGUAACAUACCCGUAAUCCUAUAUACUGGGCUGGACCCAAACAAUACCCAGGUCCAAAAUUAUGCCGUACCCGCAAAUGCAUCCGAUCCAUAUCUUCGUGAAUGGAUUAAACCCGAUAACAACCCGUUAGUUGUUCCCACAAAGGAUAUCAAUGCAUCCCAAUUUCGUGACCCGACAACUGCUUGGUGGAGCAAUGGGCAAUGGAAGAUGUUAGUUGGUAGUAGAAGGAAGCUAAGAGGGAUGGCCUAUUUGUAUAGAAGUAAGGAUUUUUUCAACUGGGUCAAAGCCAAACACCCUUUACACUCUGCCCCAAACACGGGUAUGUGGGAAUGCCCGGAUUUUUACCCUGUUUUAUUGGCUGGGAAAAAGGGGCUAGACACAUCUGUGAAUGGGAAAAAUGUCAAGUUUGUUUUGAAAGUGAGCCUGGAUCUUACUAGGUACGAUUAUUAUACAGUGGGAAAAUACAAUGCUGCAAAAGAUAAGUAUAUCCCGGAUAAUACCUCAAUUGAUGGUUGGGAAGGUCUAAGAUAUGAUUAUGGAAAUUUUUACGCUUCAAAAACAUUCUAUGAUCCUGCUAAGAAGAGAAGGAUCUUAUGGGGUUGGGCUAAUGAGUCUGAUUCUAGUGAGGAUGAUAUCAAAAAAGGAUGGGCUGGAAUUCAGGCAAUCCCAAGGACGGUGUGGCUAGACCCUAGUGGGAAACAAUUGGUUCAAUGGCCCGUUGAAGAAUUAAAUUGCUUACGGGGUCAGAAAGUGCAUAAAAAUAAUGUAAAAUUGAACAAGGGAGAUCACGUUGAAAUUAAAGGAAUUACUGCUGCCCAGGCUGAUGUGGAAGCAACAUUCUCGUUUCCAAGGUUAGACAAAGCUGAGAAAUUUGAUCCUAAGUGGGUUAAAGCACAAGACGUUUGCGCACAAAAGGGCUCAAAGAAUCAAGGUGGGGUUGGACCAUUUGGGCUAUUGACAUUGGCUUCGAAAAACCUAGAGGAAUUCACACCUGUCUUCUUUAGAAUCUUCAAAGCUCCAAAGAGGCAUGUUGUUCUACUGUGCUCAGAUGCAAGAAGUUCCUCAUUGGGUGAAGGACUAUAUAAACCAUCAUUUGCAGGCUUUGUCGAUGUAGAUCUAGCCGAUAAGAAGCUCUCUCUUCGGAGUUUGAUUGAUCAUUCUGUAGUGGAAAGUUAUGGAGCAGGAGGAAAGACAUGCAUAACAUCCAGGGUUUAUCCAACUCUAGCAAUUUUAGGAGAUGCACACUUGUUUGUGUUCAACAAUGGGAGUGAGACUGUUACUGUGGAGAAUCUCAAUGCAUGGAGUAUGAAAAGUCCUCGGGUGGACUGAAAAACUACUACAAAAAUUAAUUAGACAAAUAAUGCCUGCCUCGUGGGCUUUUGGGCUUUUGGAGUACAACUUUUUUAUUUUAUUUUUUUAAUCUGGUUGUGUUGAAAUAAAGUUGUAACAGUAAUUUGUGCAGUAAUAAACUUGUUAUGAAGUUGUUUUCAUUAAUUUUAAUUACUCCUUCAUCA
This is a messenger RNA of Ziziphus jujuba (common jujube), 1966 nucleotides long. RefSeq names its product beta-fructofuranosidase, insoluble isoenzyme 3. NCBI's taxonomy places the organism in Eukaryota, Viridiplantae, Streptophyta, Magnoliopsida, Rosales, Rhamnaceae. The coding region runs from base 66 to 1781 and encodes 571 amino acids. The record is from RefSeq and is a predicted model, not a curated record. Gene Ontology annotation, biological process: carbohydrate metabolic process. The transcript has 7 exons. Gene Ontology annotation, molecular function: hydrolase activity, hydrolyzing O-glycosyl compounds.